UGAGACGUGAGCAACAGCAGCAGCAGCGUGUUUUUGCUGGAUGCAGUGAGUCAUUGACUCUCACCGGUUACAGCUGGAGAGCAACGAACAAGAGGUUAACUGGUGUGAAAACAGGUAAAGUCGGAUUGAGAAAAAAAUUUGGCCACUUUUGUUACGAGUUUUUUCACGGAGAAGCGAAGUGGAACAUCUACAGCGACCAGUUGGGACUUGAUGAGAAAGUCCAGAAGUCCCGCUCUUGGAGAGACUAGCGGAAUAUGAUUUGAAUCAGCGGAACGUAAAACACUGUUGCUCGCUAACAGGAUGAAUCUCCACUCGCUUCAUGCCAUCAUGCUGCUGUGGGCCUUGUGUCCCAGUGCACAGGACCAGUGUGAUAAUUCACCUGAGACCAACAAACUCAACCUCUCAGUCACCUACGAGCUCCCAACAUUCACGGCAGACUUCCCCAUCCAGAACAUGGUGACGCUGGAUGGGAUCAUCUAUGUCGGGGCUGUAAACAGAAUCUAUGCCCUGGCCCCGAACCUCACAAAGCUGUCAGAGUACCACACAGGGCCGCUGCUUGCCAACGAGACUUGUGGCAAGAAACUGACCAGCAAUGACAGGAUGGACAACCACAACAUCGCCUUGGUGGUGGAGAACAUUUAUGAUAAGGGGUUGUAUAGUUGCGGCUCUGCAGACAACGGUAUUUGCCGCCGUCAUGUCCUGGAUGACGACAUUAGUCCAAAAACCGUAGACGAACAGGUGUACUGCUUCGGAGACAAGGUGAGGCAAGGCAAAGGUCAACCCAGCAACUCGGAUGUUGUGGUCAGCCCUUCAGGCUCUCAGGUGCUCAAUGUGGAGAGCAACGUCAUCAAAUUCUUUGUUGGGAACUCUGAGAUCCCAGGCAUAGGAAACAUAACAAGCAGGGCAACACAUCCCCAUACUAUUUCUCUGCGGAAGAUGAAGACGAGCCAGAAUGGCUUCACUUUCUUCUCCAACCGCUCAUACAUGGACCUAAUUCCAUCUCUACGUGGAAACUACUACCUGCGAUAUGUUUACUCCUUCCACAGUGGACCUUUCACCUACUUCCUCACAGUGCAGCGGGUGAACAGGGACUCCCAGGCCUACCACACCCGCAUAGUCCGUAUGUGCUCCUCAGACCAUGUGAUCCGCCGUUACGUGGAGAUGCCCCUUGAAUGCAUCAGCACCAAUAAAAGGCGACGGCGCUCUACGGAAGAUGUGAAGGUAUUCAACAUCCUCCAGGCAGCCUAUGUGACUAAAGUGGGCGCUGAUGUUGAACUGCAGAAGCAGCUGAAAGUGGAGGAAGAUGAUGACGUGCUGUUCACCGCCUUUGCCCGAGGAAAGCCAAACUCUCCGGAGCCGACCUCUAACUCAGCCGUCUGCAUCAUGUCCCUGAAACACAUCAACAACAUGUUCAGGAUGUACAUGCAGAUGUGCAACACAGUAGACCUCUAUCACUUCACUGGAUCAGACAAGAAGUCUUGCUACAAUGUGAGUUCAUCAGACGACUGCGACCCACAUGAGGGAAUCCAUGAAGGGAAAGAGGGCGAGUAUCGCCUGCAGGUGACCCAGUUUGUCCAAAGGUUGGAGUACUGGCAAAAAGAUUUGACAAACACCCUGGUUACCUCUAUCACAGUGGUGCCAGUCCAUGGCCGUGCAGUGGCAUACCUGGGCACCGCUGACGGACGCCACAUACAGGUGUUGUUCUCCCGAGUUGCCUCUCCUCAUGUCAAUAUCCGCCUGGACUCGAGACCCGUCUCCGCCAGUGUAGCACUGCCAGGCGAUGAACACUCAGAUGGAGCCCUGCUAAUGGCCACAGGAAACAAGAUCACUAAGGUCCCUCUGAUCGCCCCCGGCUGUGGUCAGCUGACCACCUGUACUUCCUGUCUGUUGUCGUCGCGGGUGACAGAAUGUGGCUGGUGUGAUGGACACUGCACCAGAGCCAGCCAGUGUCCCUCCUCCUCCCUCUGGACCCAGGACUACUGCACACCUGUCAUCACUAAGAUUUUUCCGACCUCGGGACCUAUACGAGGCUCUACAGUGGUGACAAUGUGCGGGCGCAACUUGGGCUUCGACAAGACUGAGAACUUCAAGGCCUCUCUGGUAACAGUGGAGGUGGCAGGAGCUCCCUGCAAACUACCCAGACAAGACAAUAUCAACAGGUGGACUGAGCUGAAGUGUUCCCCAGUGUUCAGUGGGAACUUCACCCCAUCAGGACACACAGUGAAGGUCAUCAGUGGCCACAUGUCGGUCAAGAUGGAUGGCUUCACCUUUGUGGACCCUGUGAUCUACGAGAUCUUCCCGACAUUCGGACCGAAGUCCGGAAACACCAUGCUGACCAUAAGAGGAGCAUUCCUGGAUACUGGAAACAAGAGAGAGGUGACGAUAGGGAAAGCAGCCUGUAAGAUCCAGAGCUUGUCAUCUAACAUGCUGACCUGUAAGACGCCUCCACACGGUGUUCCCUCUGAGCAACUUGUGAAGCUGACAGUGGAUUCGGUGGAGCGUGACGCCCCUGUGCUGUUCACCUACAACCAAGACCCCAUCAUCAACAGCAUCCAGCCAUCACGUUCCUUCGUCAGCGGAGGCUGCACGGUGGCAGCUCAUGGCUUCUUUCUUCAGUCCGGCCUCCAGCCCCAGAUGGUCCUCACCACCGCUCAGGAUGCUGAGGUGUUUCAUGUGAGCUGUGUCUAUGGUGAGAACCGGACAUCCAUCCAGUGCACCACGCCCUCUCUGGCCAAACUGGCUCUGCAGCCGCCUGUGGUCACCAAGGUGGCAUUUGUCCUGGACGGCUACUCGACGGAGCAGUGGGACCUGAUCUACGUGGAGGACCCCCUCUUCCAGGACCCCAAGCUCACUUCCAAGGACAACAAGAGCAUCGUGGAGCUUAAGGGUGACCGGAUGGACAGGGAGGCGAUGAAGUGUCAGGUUCUCACUGUGUCCAACCACAGCUGUGAGAGUCUGAUUCUGGUUGGAAACACUCUUGAGUGCACCGUUCCCACCCAGCUGCAGGCUGCCACGUCCAAGGAGUUGCAGGUGGAGUGGCGCCAGGCGGACUCCAUCAGGCAUCUGGGCAAGGUGACGCUAGCUCAGGAGCAGGACUACACAGGCCUCAUUGUAGGCUGUGUGUGUGUCAGCCUGCUGUUGCUGCUGCUGGGAAUGCUGCUCAUGUGGAGAAGGAACAAACACAUUGAUGAUCUGGCUGAGGUGUGGUAUGAUGGCCGGGGGCACAUCCAGCAUCUGGACAGGCUGGCUAACGCAAGGAGCGUCAGUCCCACUAACGAAAUGGUCUCCCACGAGUCAGUCGACUAUAGAACAACCCUGCUGGAGGAUCAGGGCACCGACAGGCCAGAGACAUGCCGGGCUCCUCCAAUCUACGGGGGCAACGGUGAGCUGCUGUCUCCCAGACUUGGGGCACUAAGAGCUGGAAUGGGGAUGGGUCUGGGAAUGGAGGGUGAGUUGGUGUCACCCCUACUGAUGACCCCGGUCCACAUCGACCCGUCCUGCCUCCACCCAGACCUGCUAACUGAGGUGCAGCACGUGGUGAUCGCCAGGGAGCAGCUGCUGCUCCACCUCAACCAGGUCAUAGGCAGAGGUCACUUCGGCUGUGUUUUCCAUGGAACUCUUCUUGAGCCAGACGGGCAGAAGCAGCACUGUGCCAUCAAGUCCCUGAACCGCAUCACAGAUCUGGAAGAGGUGUCCCAGUUCCUGAAGGAAGGGAUCAUCAUGAAGGACUUCAGCCACCCAAACGUUCUCUCUCUGCUGGGAAUAUGUCUGCCACCAGAGGGCUCGCCACUGGUGGUUCUGCCCUACAUGAAGCAUGGCGACCUGCGCAACUUCAUCCGUGAUGAGGGACAUAAUCCAACAGUGAAGGAUUUGAUGGGCUUCGGGCUGCAGGUGGCCAGAGGGAUGGAGUAUCUGGCCAGCAAGAAGUUUGUCCACCGAGACCUAGCUGCCAGGAACUGCAUGCUGGAUGAGAGCUACACGGUGAAGGUGGCAGACUUCGGCUUGGCUAGAGACGUUUAUGAUAAAGAAUAUUACAGUGUCCACAACAAGAGUGGAGUCAAGCUGCCUGUCAAAUGGAUGGCUCUGGAGAGUCUGCAGACACACAAGUUCACCACCAAGUCAGAUGUGUGGUCGUUUGGAGUGUUGCUAUGGGAACUGAUGACCCGUGGUGCCCCUCCAUACUCUGAUGUGAACUCCUUCGACAUCACCGUGUUCCUCCUGCAGGGGAGGAGGCUGCUGCAGCCCGAGUUCUGCCCUGACGCCCUCUACACGGUGAUGAUCGAGUGCUGGCAUCCAAAGCCAGAGCGGCGGCCCUCCUUCUCUGAGCUGGUGUCACGCAUCUCCGCCAUCUUCUCUAGCUUCAGCGGGGAGCACUACAUCCUGCUCAACACCACCUACGUCAACAUCGACAAGAUGAGCCCUUACCUUGCCUCCUCCACCACCACCACUUCUUCCUCCUCGUCUUCCGACGACGACGACGACGACCCCUCCGCCUCCAAUUCCCUGCCAACCCAAUCAUCCCUGUUUUGUCAUGUGGGGCGAGACUGCUGCACCUGAGAGGAAAAUUGAAGGAGAGUGGCAGGUGGAAAAAGACUGAGAGAAAGAGCAAGGAAGAAAGCAGUGAGGUGAUGAAGAACUACUGUAUGUACUUGCCAAACACUGGACACUGUAUGCUGAGGAAAAACACAGAUUUUGCAGCUUUGACUGUUCACUCAAUGUACAUAGAUCGUUGAUCUUUGACGACAGGGUUCUCCGUGAACUAUAGGGCUGACCUUUUCGACUUCAGUCAACCUUUCUGACCAUUCAUCGACGUUGUGGAGCACGAGGUCAGCCGUCCUGCGUCCUCUACAAGACAAUUACAAGGCACAGGAACUCAUCCUCAAAGAUUCCCAGCGGACAAAGCCACUGUCACAGAAGCACAAGGCUAUUCUUCAAGCAAAAUAAUCUCAUUGACUGCUGUACCCACGCAGGGAGAGGAUAGAUUUCAUAUUUCCGCUCUCCUCUGGGUGGCAUGUGCUUCGAUACGUACAUGUGGCUUGGACCGUUUCGCUGUCUGUAAUGUGAAUGUUUGACAAAUGGCCAUGUAUUGUGUCGUGUAGAAAAUGUCACACCUCCACACGCCAUAAACAAGACUAUAUGACUGCAUGCCCUGCGCCCGCACUCAGAGAAUGAAUCCCAUUUUGUGAGAUUGUGGCGCCUAGGGUAAGUAAACCAAGGCUCUCUGGAGGUUGGAAAUAGGGGAAGGGCAAUGUAGGUGUAAAGUGGGAUGCGAAAAAAAUGCCUGUGUGCAUUUCACUGGAAGGUUUAUUUGUAUAAUUAUCUUUGGACGAAUAGCUUUUGAUGUGCUUAGAUAAAAACAUCAUGCAGACUCUCCAUGACCCACCAGUAUGAAAGGCCCAUAUGUUUCCAAGUGAAAAGAGUUAGAAGCGCCUUUUUAUUUCCCUUUGUUUGGGGAGGGGUUAAAACCUGAAGUGUCAAGACAGUACAACUCUGACAGCGUGCACACUCUUGAAAGCUUUGAGGUUUUCUUGAAAAGAAGGAGAACAAAUGAGAACCAUGUCCAGGAGUUUUUCUGGUAGUUGAUGAACUGUCACUUACUGCAUGUCAGAUCUGUGUCUGAUUAAAAUGAUACCUAGACCAAGACCAUGAGGGUUUGCAGCCAGACCCAUUUUUUUUACAUUUGGUUUAUUUAACCAGAGACGUAAACUUUCAUCUCCAACAGUUUAUUAAUUAAAAAACAUUCAGAAUUUCAACAAAGAGCUUGUUGUCCCCGAAAGAAUUCACUAAGAGCCUCAAGUGAAAACUUUACCUCAAAGGGCCCCUGUGUUCAUCUGUCUUAGUGUGUUAUUAUGUGACUAUCAGUGACGGCUGUAUAUCACUGUAUCUUCAUGAUGACUGUGCAUGUGCAAGUCAUUAUGAAGAAAUAAUGUUUUUUAAAAAAGCAUACCAGUAUGCUUGCAAAUUUAAUCUUCUUAACCACAACUCAUGUACAAUUUACACUUCUGUUGACCAUUUUUAAAUGCAUGCUAUACUUUUGUUUUAUACUAUUGUUUCUUCCAUAUCAGGCAUUCCAUUCAUUUCCCUGCAAUAUGAAAAUCUUAUUCUUAAAACUUGCAUAGAGAUUUGUCAAUGGUAUUAUAUAUACAGCAUAUUAUAUAUACUUUUGUCGUGUGGUAAAUGUAAUGCAGUUAAAGCGCAUAUAUAUUUUUUUGUGUACGACAAUACAUCAUACUUAAUGUAGAGAUGUGCCAAUUGAUGAUCAUAUUGACCAUUAAUAAUUGAUUAGAUUCCUUAGGCACCCAAGGACUUAUUGUUUGCAGGGUGGGGCAACAUGUACUCACAAUAUGUAUAACAAUCCAUAUCAGUUCGCUGUAGUAAUCCACUACUUCUUUACUUUAUAUGAGUUUUUCAUAUAUGACUAAAAUACAUUAGAAAAUAGCCAAAUGUCUGCUGCCUUCAGCACAUUUGCUAUGUGAUAUACUGUCAUAUAUUUCACAACUCAAUCAAGUUUGAAGAGUCUUCAAGGGAUUUUCAUAUUGUACAGAAAUGAAUAGAAACUAAUGGCUGCUUUGAACAGUAGAAAAAACAGAAAAUUUUUCUCAAACAUAUAAGCAUGAUUUACAAAGAGGUUACAAAGUAAACAUAAUUUGUCCCAAAUAGGCUAAACUUUAAAACCACUGUGGUCAAUGCCCCUUUUGUCUUUGCUUUUUUUAAUGUUUGUUUUUAUCUGAAUGGCUGCUGAUGUGACUGGGCCAUUGACAGACAGGUAUGAAUGUUUGCUAUGACAAGAAAAGUGCUGUACUAUAUUUUUGUAUUGUUGAUGAGCCUCUUCUUUAAAUCUGGUCCCAGUGGAAGACCAGUGGUGAGCGAAUAGUGCCACGAACAAUGAAUAAAGCCACCUAAUCAACCCUUCGUUUUCAACACCUACCACUGCCAUUUUGUAAAUAAAGAGAAGUGAUCGUAGGGAUCUGUGUGGGUUUGCAGCAUGUCCGAUAAACGUGAGUGGAUGCUCAUUUAGCUUCUAAUCAUUACUGCUAGAUCACUGUGCAGUAAUGAACAUUAAGUUGAACAAAUUGGAGCCACCCCACACGAUACUCAAAGACUGCUGUCACUUUCAUCAUGUGAUUCUCCACCAUUUUGUAUGUGCUUAACACUGUCUGUUCUGUGUGUGGGUGUCUGUAUGAUUUUGUUGUCCAUAAAAAAAAAUCCUGAAGGUACAUGUUCCUAUGUAAUGUCAAAUCAACUUUGUCAGUGUAAUAAAGCUAUACUAUGAGAGUUA
Messenger RNA from Micropterus salmoides (largemouth bass), 7279 nucleotides. RefSeq names its product MET proto-oncogene, receptor tyrosine kinase (gene met). Gene Ontology annotation, cellular component: signaling receptor complex; membrane. Gene Ontology annotation, biological process: multicellular organism development; positive regulation of kinase activity; cell surface receptor protein tyrosine kinase signaling pathway. The transcript is spliced from 21 exons. The coding region runs from base 301 to 4557 and encodes 1418 amino acids. Gene Ontology annotation, molecular function: transmembrane receptor protein tyrosine kinase activity; protein binding; ATP binding. NCBI's taxonomy places the organism in Eukaryota, Metazoa, Chordata, Actinopteri, Centrarchiformes, Centrarchidae. The record is from RefSeq and is a predicted model, not a curated record.